Molecule: messenger RNA, 3049 nt
Organism: Neopsephotus bourkii (Bourke's parrot)
Lineage: Eukaryota; Metazoa; Chordata; Aves; Psittaciformes; Psittacidae
Gene: CAVIN2
Product: caveolae associated protein 2
Exons: 2
Coding region: 54-1244 (396 amino acids)
Cellular component (GO): caveola; cytoplasm
Molecular function (GO): protein kinase C binding
Source: RefSeq, a predicted model, not a curated record
GGCGCAGCCCUUAAGAGCGGCAGCGGUUUUGGCCGUCCCAUCCCGGGGCGAAGAUGGGGGAAGCAGCGGGAGGCAGCGCGGUGCCUCCGCUACCGCCGUCGGAGGCGGUCGGGGGGCAAGUGAAUGCCCUGACCGUGCUGGCCUUGCUGGAGAAGCUGGUGUCGAUGCUGGAAGCGGUGGAAGGGCAGCAGCGGCAGAUGGAGCAGAGGCAGCGGGGUUUGGAAGGGGCGGUGCGGGGUAUUCAGGGAGACCUGGGGAAACUGUGCCGCAGCCACGGGGCGACAGGGGAAGCGGUGGAGAAGCUGCUGGAGAAGUCGCGGAAGGUGUGCGCUCAUACCCGCGCCGUGCGGGAGCGGCUGGAGAGGCAGUGCGAUCAGGUGCGGCGCCUGGAGCAGCAUCACGCACAGCUCCUCCGGCGGGACCGCUUCAAGGUGCUCAUCUUCCAGGAGGAAAAUGAGAUCCCUGCCAGUGUUUUUGCAAAAGAGCCUGUUCCCAGCAUUACAGAAGGAAAAGAAGAACCUGUGGAUGAGAACAAAACACUGGAAGAAACCUUGCAAACAGUGGAGUUGCACUCAGAUGAUGAAAUGUUUCACGAGGAAGAUGAUUUGGAUGACAGUGCAGAGGAGAAAACAGAAGAAUCAAGAGCUGAGAAACUUAAAAGAUCCAGCCUUAAGAAGGUAGACAGCCUCAAGAAAGCAUUUUCUCGCCAAAACAUCGAGAAGAAGAUGAACAAGAUCAGCACAAAGAUCGUCUCCCCUGAACGGAGAGAAAAGAUCAAGAAGUCGCUUACUGUACAUCACCAAAAGUCCUCUUCUUCAAAGAGUUCAGGUUUCAAAGUAUCACCCCUCAUGUUCAACGUGAAGAAAGUCCGUGAAGGAGAAAGCUCUGCUGAAGCUGAGGACAGACCAACAGAAACUGCAAGCAAUGACCAAGCUGAGAAUGAGGAUGAAGUGUCAUUCACCAGCAUGCACUCAGAUAUGACCCCUACCACUUCACUGACCGAGGAGGGCAAAGCAGUAGCUGAUACUCUGGAGAAGGAAGCAAGAAUGGAAGGGAAUGCCACCAUGAUGAACAACAACAUCGAGCUGUCCAUUGUUGAAGAUGAUGAAGAGUAUGGGGUGCCUCUACAAGUUUCUAGCCAGAAACUCUAUGAUGAAAGAAACAACCCAGUUGGCGCAGAAAUGGAACAAUCUGAUGAAGAAACGACCCAAGCAGCUGUCUUGCAGAUAGACCAAACAGCAUAGUCAAUCUGAGCCUUCUUUCUCCUUCCAGAUACACAUGGUUUUACUUAGGCGAGUAACUGGUUUCUGCUACACAGGCGAUAGUAGCAAUUCAGUUUCUUCCAUCCUUUUCUCUGCAGUGGUAAUUAUUGCAUUGUUUUGGAAUGCAGAGUGAACAAGGUCUAUGACAUAGGCUGAGGCUGCAACAUGCUCUGUUUUAGGCCAAAUCACUGGUGUUUAUUAAGUUAGAGAUGCUGCCAGCUGGUGUAAGAGACUGGCAGGAAAAGAGUAUGUGUAGUAGAAGCAAGCUGGUCAGCUGGCUUUCUUAUAGUUAGGUCAGAGGAAUGCGUGGAGAGUAGACAAAACCCAAACAUUUCUGGUUUUCUUCUUUCUAAGUAUUUUACAGCACUGUGAGUAGUUUUGCAUGUGAAUGUAGAAAUACCAAUGAGGACAUUUGAUUUCGGUUUCCUUGCUAUACUCCAUGAAUACAAACAGCCUCAGUAACCGUGCAUACACGUAUAGUUUGUUUGGGGCUUUGCUCCAUGAUGCUGUAAGACUAAAAGAGCAGAGUGCUUAGAAGCCGAGAAGUUGGUUCCAUCCAUUUCAGUAGGGGAAAGGUUUUUACCAGUAGUCUCUUGCUAUUUCACUUAGAAGAAAUGACUGUGUUUAGGUGGAAAUCAAAAGUUGUUUUUCAAUCUACCAGAGUUACGGAAGUACGCUAGUGACAAGCAUGAAUGUAUGAUCGGUUACUGUACCUCUACGGGAUCAGAAAUUGAAAAGGAAAAAUAUCAAUCAAAGGGAUUUGAUGGAAAUAUGGAGAUAGUCGGAAGAAAGCAUGUGAUGCUAUGAAAUGUAUAAAAAGCAAAAAAGAAACACCCCACAAUAUUAAAUCUAUACACCUAGCUUAAAGAAUAUAUACUCAGAUAACACUAAUUCUUAGUCUUUAUAGCGAUAUACUAUCAAACUUUGCACAUGCACAACUUCAUAUCUCAGAGUAUUUUGAAAAUAGCAUAAUUUAUCUUUUUACAAAUUAUUUCCUAUAUAGAGCUAUAUUUACAGAGAAGAGUUAGAUAAUUACAGGGAUGUAAGGACAAUUUUUUCCAAAAGGUGAAACACUCACUUAGGCAUGUCUAAAGGGAACAAUGUGUUACAGACUGAACUUCAUGGCAGGGAUGAGUUUACAUAAGGAUGAGUCUGCAAAGCCACAGGAUUUGAUUCUCUGCUAAUAACUUUCAUCAAAGCCACCUACCUGCUCUCAGAAUUACAAGUCUGUCAUUUUUCAGAAUUAAUUGAAAAUGAGAGGUUACGGGGUAGCUUUUUUGCUAUGAAUGUUCAUUCCUGUCACUUAACAAAAGGUAAGGGGGAAAAGGAGGAAAGGGAAGCACAAUACCUACAACAGUUACCUUACAUCCUUGGUUGUUUAUGCAGUGGAUUAUUUUUUAUUUUUUAUAUACAUAUAAAACUCUACUGAUACUUAACAUUGCACUAAGAGGCUGCUUCAUUCAACUAGCAUUUAGAAUCACAAAUUACAGGGGAAAUAAAAACUACAGCAACAAUACCAUUAUGAAAUGAUUAGCAGGUAUUACUCCACAGGGUUAAUAUCUGUAACCAGUAAAUCACACUGGAACUUAGCCACUAAGAGCUUAGUGUAGGUAAGAACUAUUAAGAGUUAAGCUCUUAAGUGUGUGGUAUCAUAUAGGUGAUACUGUUUGUGAGAGAAAUCAUGGCAUAACUUGUGCAGCUAUAUUUUGUAUUAACUACAAUGGAUUUCCAUCAUUUUUACUUGUAACUAACUACAACUAUGACAAAUAAAAGCAUAACAUAAAACA